AUCAUUCCUAUCAACUUACAUACUACUUCAUAUGGCGCCAACAUGUCAACAGCCGUAGCAGGACCUUCAUCUUCUAUCCUAUGGCCAAACGCAAAAGGUACAAAGCUACAUAUAAUCCGUGAUCCAACUAUACGUGUGAGACAAGCCGUCCGAGAUAACAACGUCACUCUCUUAGCUCGUCUUCAACGCAAAUGUGACCUUCGUAAUACAGACAGGAAUCGUCUGACUUCUCUAAGCUGGGCCGCUAUAGAAGGUAGUUUGGAAGCUUUCGAAUGGUUAUUGUUAGAUUAUGGACAUGAUGAUCAAGAACUCAGUAGAGACGCAGAUAACAAUACUAUACUUCAUUUGCUCGCUUCUGUCCCUUCUCCACCUACAUUAUCCCCUCAUACACACUUAUUACGUUCAAACCCGACUCUUCCACCUCCACCAAAACAACGUACUUUCCCAGAAUUACAACAAAUAUCACUCCGUGGUAAAACGGCUCUUCACGUCGCUGCACAAGCUGGAAAUACACCAUUCAUCAAUCUUCUUUGUGAUUUAGGAGCAGAUGUAGAUCUUACGGAUUUACAAGGAAAUACACCAUUACAUUACGCCAGUGCUUGGGGUCAUUUAGAAAGUUUGAGAUGUUUAAUGAUGAGAGGAUGUCAAUUUGCUAGUAGGAAUUUUGAAGGUUUUACAGCAAGUGAUUUCUCUUAUGAUCAAAAUAUCAUGAUAAAUUUACAAAAUAAAGCAAAGGAAUUAUUCGAGGAAAGAAGAUUUAGACGUCGAGAUGGUUUUACGGAACAAAAUAUUUCAGAUCCUAAUAUGUUUAGAUCAGGAAGUGAUAGUACAGGUACAAAUUCUUUCACAUCAGGUUCUAUUAUUUCUUCGAAUCAAUCAACUCCACAAUAUAUUAUAAGACAAAAAACACCUAGUACUUCUACUUCUACUUCAAAUUCCAAUCCAAACACGAAUACAAAAUUCAAUUUCGUAUCAGGUACCUCUCCAAAACCUUCGCCUCAAUUGAGGUCUAUCCCACUCAGUGCGAAUCCAAGUCAACAAAGUAAUCAAUCGAUUCCUUCGAAUAUCUCAAUAACUUCUUCAAAUUCCACAUCGAGUAAAAGACUACCUAUAUCGUUACCGGUUUCAAGACAAAUUUCGCAAAAUUCAACAUCGACAUCACUAUCAAAACCUCCUCCUCGUUCGGAAAGUCUGACGAAUAUCAAUCAAUCCAGUAAACAAUUGAGAAGUCCACCAACACCUUUUUUAACGAGACGAAUGACAAAUACGGAAGAUGCUCCACCGGUCCCUCCUCUACCUGGUACCUUUAGCGGAACGACUCCGGCUGAACCCACUGCACCAGGACCACCACAGUUGUUUCCCGUGACAUCUACGCCAAUGCGACGAGGAGGUUCUUCGCAGUCAAGCAUGACUAACAAGGAGGGAGCUAGAUUGCAGGCUAGGGUGUCAGAAGGGAAUCAUGCGAUUUGA
Molecule: messenger RNA, 1470 nt
Organism: Tremella mesenterica DSM 1558
Lineage: Eukaryota; Fungi; Basidiomycota; Tremellomycetes; Tremellales; Tremellaceae
Exons: 5
Coding region: 43-1470 (475 amino acids)
Cellular component (GO): cytoplasm
Molecular function (GO): phosphatase regulator activity; enzyme inhibitor activity; protein binding
Source: RefSeq, a predicted model, not a curated record